This is a messenger RNA of Oncorhynchus gorbuscha (pink salmon), 2146 nucleotides long. RefSeq names its product insulin-like growth factor 2 mRNA binding protein 2a (gene igf2bp2a). Gene Ontology annotation, molecular function: mRNA 3'-UTR binding. NCBI's taxonomy places the organism in Eukaryota, Metazoa, Chordata, Actinopteri, Salmoniformes, Salmonidae. Gene Ontology annotation, cellular component: cytoplasm; nucleus; cytosol. Gene Ontology annotation, biological process: nervous system development; regulation of gene expression. The record is from RefSeq and is a predicted model, not a curated record. The coding region runs from base 168 to 1979 and encodes 603 amino acids. The transcript is spliced from 16 exons.
CCAGAGCACAUUUCGAGCUGGGGGUUGACUGCAUCUGGGGGGGUGAUUGCUUUUUUCUGCCAGAUUUUUCUAUUUUAUUUUGUAUUUUCUUAUUUAAAAAAAAUACUUUACAGUUGAAUUUCAUUUCCUUGUGAUUUGAUUCCAUAUCAAAGAUUUGCCUUAAGAUCAUGAACAAACUAUAUGUGGGGAAUUUGAGUCCUUUGGUCACUGUCGAAGAUUUGAAGGAGCUCUUUGGCGAGAAGAAGCUUCCUGGGGCCGAGCAGGUUCUGCUCAAAUCCGGCUAUGCUUUUGUGGACUUCCCCGACCAAAACGGGGCCAUAAAAGCUAUUGAGACACUCUCCGGUAAAGUUGAAUUACAUGGGAAGGUGCUUGAGGUAGACUACUCUGUUCCUAAAAAGCUACGGAGUCGCAAGAUCCAGAUCAGGAACAUUCCCCCUCAUCUACAGUGGGAGGUUUUGGACGGCCUUCUAGCUCAGUAUGGUACUGUAGACAACGUGGAACAAGUUACCACGGAUACAGAAACAGCUGUGGUGAAUGCCACAUACUCAACCAAGGAGGAGGCCAAAGUAGCCAUAGAGAAGUUGACGGGUCAGCAGUUUGAGGGCUACUUCUUCAGGGUGUCGUACAUCCUGGAUAUGGAUGCAGCUCCGCCCCUACAGGCCCCACGGAUGCGUCGGGGAUGUCGGUCGUCCAGGGACCAGGACGAGCCCCAGCCAGGGCCCUCGGGGGGCUUCGGAGGGCCCCGACACAAACAGCAUGACUUCCCCCUCCGCAUGCUGGUCCCCACACAGUUCGUAGGAGCCAUCAUCGGCAAGGAGGGCCUAACCAUCAAGAACGUCACUAAACAGACACAGGCCAAGGUGGACAUCCAUCGUAAGGAGAAUGUGGGAGCAGCAGGGAAGCCCAUCACCAUCCACGCCACCCCAGAGGGCUGCUCCUCUGCCUGCCGCAUGGUCCUGGACAUCAUGCAGAAAGAGGCCAGCGGGACCAAGGAGGAGGAGGAGAUUCCUCUGAAGAUCCUGGCCCACAACAGUUUGGUGGGACGACUGAUCGGUAAGGAGGGAAGAAACCUGAAGAAGAUAGAAGAAGAGACAGGGACCAAGAUUACUAUCUCCUCGUUACAGGACAUAACCAUCUGUAACCCAGAGAGGACCAUCACAGUGAAGGGCAGUAUGGAGGCGUGCUGUAAGGCUGAGGGGGCGAUCAUGAGGAAACUGAGGGACGCCUACGAGAACGACAUUGCUGCUGUUAACCAACAAACCAACCUUAUCCCGGGGCUGAACCUGAAUGCUCUGGGAAUCUUCUCCACUGGUCUGUCUGUACUACCGCCAGCAACAGGCCCCCGAGGAGCACACCCCGGACCCUUCCUAUGUCCCUCUUCACAUCUUGGUGGUUUGUAUGGGGUUCUACCAGCCAGUGCCAUACAGUGCCAGCACUCACCGUCUCCAGAGCAGGAGGUGGUGUAUCUCUUAAUCCCAACCCAGGCGGUAGGGGCUCUGAUCGGGAAGAAGGGGCAGCACAUCAAACAGCUAGCACGCUUCGCUGGGGCCUCCAUCAAGAUCGCCCCAGCAGAGAACCCUGGCGUCACUGAGAGGAUGGUCAUGAUCACCGGACCUCCAGCAGCUCAGUUUAAGGCACAGGGCAGGAUAUUUGGGAAGCUGAAAGAGGAGAACUUCUUCACAGCGAAGGACGAAGUGAAGCUAGAGACACAUAUCAAAGUUCCCUCGAAUGCAGCCGGACGCGUCAUCGGCAAGGGAGGCAAAACUGUCAAUGAGCUGCAGAACCUGACCAGUGCGGAGGUCAUCGUGCCACGAGACCAAACGCCAGACGAGAACGAUGAGGUCUUCGUAAAGAUCAGCGGGCAUUUCUUCGCCAGUCAGUCUGCUCAGAGGAAGAUCCGUGAGAUCAUCCAGCAGGUGAAACAGCAGGGACAGAAACACCAGCAGCAGGGAGCUCCCAGCAUGCACCACUCUAAGUGACCAGCAGGUAGAGCGGUGUGGCUCCAUCCCUCUCUCCCUCUCCAGCGGGCUCAAGCCAAUGAAUGUAGCCCUCCCACCUGGACGGACGACCAGACCAGCCAAUGGGACAAGGCAAAGCAGAACAGCAGAACCGGGAACAAAACCAAAGAACUGAAUUGAUCGGGGGG